This is a messenger RNA of Scophthalmus maximus (turbot), 1469 nucleotides long. It is a transcript of the gene rdh1, whose product is annotated as retinol dehydrogenase 1. Bases 226 to 1242 code for a protein of 338 amino acids. NCBI's taxonomy places the organism in Eukaryota, Metazoa, Chordata, Actinopteri, Pleuronectiformes, Scophthalmidae. The transcript has 6 exons. The record is from RefSeq and is a predicted model, not a curated record.
UCCUGGGGUCAUGAAAUCUGGAGUAGUCUAUUACACAAUCCUGUGCUGGUGAAACAGUUACAUCCAGUGUGGACCUUGACUUUGCAGACGCAUUAAAGUCAGUCCACAGAAACUUAAGGAUAAGUUCAUGCAGAGCGUCCAGUGUUGACUGAGAAAAGAACUUCACUCCAUUCAGUGAUCUCAUUAUCUGGAUCAGGAGGACUGCCACAACUCAAGUCUGUAAGCAUGGUGUCAGCUGUCAAUUUAACAACGUAUUUGUUCGAGGUGAUCCUGUCACAUCUGGUCUUAACCUCUGCUGUACUUCUGGUCGCCCUCACUGCCAUCAGCUGGUACAUAAGAGAUUCCCACAAGGUGGGUGGCUUCAGCCAGAAGCAUGUGUUCAUCACAGGCUGUGACAGCGGCUUCGGGAAUCUGGUGGCCAGACAACUGGAUGGAAAGGGUUUCCACGUCAUAGCUGCGUGUCUCACAGAGAAAGGUGCAGCAGAUUUGUCUGCGUUGGCGUCCCCCAGGCUGAAGACCCUCCUGCUGAAUGUGACAGACAGCGAGAGCAUCAGGAGGGCGGUGGAGUUUGUGAGCAGAGAGGUCGGAGAGCGAGGUCUGUGGGGGCUGGUGAACAAUGCUGGCAGGUCCACACCCAUCGGCCCAACGGAGUGGAUGGAUGUGAAUGAUUUCACCAAGGUCUUGGAUGUGAACCUGAUGGGAGUCAUUGAGGUGACCCUCCAGACUCUGCCCCUGCUGAAGAAGGCCCAGGGCCGGGUGGUGAAUGUGGCCAGUAUUCUGGGCAGACUGUCUCUCACUGGUGGAGGAUACUGCCUGUCCAAAUAUGGAGUGGAAGCCUUCUCUGACAGCCUCAGGAGGAACAUGGUGCACUUCGGCAUCAAAGUGAGUAUCAUCGAGCCUGGUUUCUUCAAGACGGCUGUUACCCAGCGGGAUCUUAUUGAAGCCGACCUGAGGAGGCUGUGGGCUCGCCUCCCACAAGAAGUUAAAGCCUCAUAUGGACACACAUACAUUGACAACUAUGUGAAGGCUCAGAACUUCUCUCUUGGCAUACUGUGCAGUCCAGACCUCUCCAAGGUGACCUGGUGUAUGGAGCACGCGCUGACGGCCUGUUUCCCUCGCACACGUUACAGUGCAGGCUGGGACGCCAAGCUGUUUUGGAUUCCUCUUUCCUAUCUCCCUUCAUUCUUUCAAGACUUUGUCACCAACUUGCUUCUUCCUUCACCUAAAGAUGAACGCAUGUAGGAAAAUGAGAAAAUAAACAUUAUGACAAUGACCAGGGGAAAAAAACUGUCCGGGCUCUGUUACAAAAUAGGAAUUUUAUUCAUUCAUGUCUCAGCAGCAGUAUGGAAACCACAUGGGCACGUUUCUCCAUGAUCACAGAUAGUUUUUAUUCGUCCUCAUUAAGAUAUAAAAUAGAUCAUUCUGUAAAGAAUUUAUUCACCACAUUAAUAAAAUGACUCUCUACAGCC